This is a messenger RNA of Impatiens glandulifera, 498 nucleotides long. Its product is annotated as autophagy-related protein 8C-like. NCBI's taxonomy places the organism in Eukaryota, Viridiplantae, Streptophyta, Magnoliopsida, Ericales, Balsaminaceae. The transcript has 5 exons. The record is from RefSeq and is a predicted model, not a curated record. Gene Ontology annotation, biological process: cellular response to nitrogen starvation. Bases 92 to 451 code for a protein of 119 amino acids.
CUUGCCCACCACUCUCUCCAUCUCUCUUAGCUGUUUCCCUGUUCAUAAAAUUAUUAAAACCCUAACCCUAAUCCUUUCUAUCAGGAUUAUCAUGGCGAAUAGUUCCUUCAAGUCAGAACAUCCACUCGGAAAGAGACAGGCUGAAGCUGCACGAAUCAGGGAGAAAUACCCAGAUAGAAUUCCUGUUAUUGUGGAGAAAGCAGACAGAAGUGAUAUUCCUGACAUUGAUAAGAAGAAAUAUCUUGUUCCUUCUGAUUUGACUGUUGGUCAGUUUGUGUAUGUUGUUCGUAAGAGGAUUAAGCUAAGUUCUGAGAAGGCUAUAUUUAUCUUUGUUAAGAACACUUUGCCCUCCACAGCUGCUAUGAUGUAUACAGUUUAUGAAGAAAACAAAGAUGAAGAUGGGUUUCUUUACAUGACUUACAGUGGCGAAAACACGUUUGGAUCAUACUGAAAAGGGAUGUGGAUAAUGGAGAGAUUGAAGAUGUGUGAAUAAUAAAU